This is a messenger RNA of Dovyalis caffra, 1008 nucleotides long. Lineage: Eukaryota; Viridiplantae; Streptophyta; Magnoliopsida; Malpighiales; Salicaceae. The record is from the annotation of a GenBank genome assembly.
AUGGAUAGAUAUGCCAGAUCAGUUGAAGCAGACGCAAUGCAUACAAGACCAAGCAAUGCUGAGGUUCCACAGGGAGAAGUAAAUAGUCGAUUAGAGCAAAAGAGAAUCGAUUAUUCAAAAGAAAAGAAGAAGACCCUGCAAGCUCGUUAUAUAUAUGGCAUCAUCUUCUUGAUUAUAAAUCUUAAAGCUUGGUUUUUUCGCGAUUAUGGGCAAAAGGUUCUAUCUCAUUUCAAUAGUGAACUUGCUAGAGUUGGUGCUGGAAUUUUUCUUGUUCUCCAACUUGUAAGCGUAAUUGAGUUCAUCACCUGGUGGAAUAACUACUGGAUGCCUGAUGAACAAGAGAAGAAAAGUUGCUCCCUCGGAUUAUUCAUCUCAACAGUUUUCUAUAUUGCUACUGUUUGUGGAAUUGUGGUGAUGUACGCUUUAUAUGGACGGAGACUUGAAUGUUCUCUAAACAUAUUCUUCAUUACAUGGACUGCCAUUCUUCUUAUAGUGAUGAUGGCUAUGUCCUUACACUCAAAGGUCAAUAGAGGCCUUUUGUCUUCUGGGAUUAUGGCUUCAUACCUUGCCUUCCUCUGUUGGUCUGCUAUAAGAAGUGAACCUGCCAGCGACAAUUGCAACAAGCAGAAAGCAAAUGGAGAUAGUGACUGGACCACCAUACUUGUAAAACCUAAGAAUCUUUCUGCUUGCCUUCAAUUUCACUUGCUUGGUGUUUUCCAAACAGUUGUGAGCUUCCUGUUCGCAAUAGGUGCCAUUGUUAUGGCAACAUUUUCCACGGGAAUUGAUUCACAAUCAUUUCAGUUCCGCAAAGAUCAUGAUCAACGGGAGGAUGAUAUCCCUUAUGACUAUGGGUUUUUCCACCUUGUAUUUGCUUUCGGGGCCAUGUACUUUGCAAUGUUAUUCAUUAGUUGGAACCUGAAAAACUCAGCAACAAAGUUCAAAUGGUAUGCUAGUUUGAAGGUCAUGGAUUUAGAACGAUUGCGAUGUGGAUGCAAGAGGUUGGGGUGA